Molecule: messenger RNA, 3059 nt
Organism: Syngnathus typhle (broad-nosed pipefish)
Lineage: Eukaryota; Metazoa; Chordata; Actinopteri; Syngnathiformes; Syngnathidae
Gene: grhl1
Product: grainyhead-like transcription factor 1
Exons: 16
Coding region: 386-2089 (567 amino acids)
Biological process (GO): regulation of transcription by RNA polymerase II
Cellular component (GO): nucleus
Molecular function (GO): DNA-binding transcription activator activity, RNA polymerase II-specific; RNA polymerase II cis-regulatory region sequence-specific DNA binding
Source: RefSeq, a predicted model, not a curated record
CUCUCUCGCCCUCACAACAAACCACCUCACACUUAAUAGUCACACUUGUUAAUAACAACCUUUUUGGAUUUUUUAAACAUCUUUUUUUUUUUACGACAAUUUUCAUCCUGGAGUUUAAAAGUUUGUUUUGAUUUCCCUCUGACCAACUGCUUCUCCUUUGACGUUUUUUUUUUAAUUAUUUUAUAAAGUUUCCCCUGAACGCACCAGGCUGUUAAAAUGUCACUUUAGGAAUGACUCUUUUGUUUUAUCUUGUUGUUAAUGCAAGCGUGCCGUCCUGGUCGUGCAGAAUGACCCCAACUACGCCGGCCAGCGUCGCUCCUUCACCACAGAAGAUGAAGCCUGGAAGUCGUUCCUGGAGAACCCCUUGACGGCGGCCACCAAGGCCAUGAUGAGCAUCAACGGGGACGAGGACAGCGCCGCUGCUCUGGGUCUGCUCUAUGAUUACUAUAAGGUGCCCCGGGAAAAAAGAACUAUAACCCAGGGCAAGCCAGAUGCGUUGGUCUCUGAUGUGGAUCCCAACAAAAGGCACCAGCUUCAAGCAGCACAUGGCAUACCUCCUCUUCCAGAGACCAGCAUGGAGAACAGAAUCCAAGUCCUCAAGGCGCCCUUCAACAUUCUCCAACUGGCCCAGGACAAGAGAAAUCAGUUCCCAUCACCAGACACGACCGUCACCGUGUCCAUCGCCGCCCUGCAGAACUACCCGCACGUCAAGACCGAAGUGCCCAUUCACGGUUUGACCGUGCCCAACAGCUGCGCCGAAACUGAAAGCCACGUGGGGGUCUUUGACCGCCCUCACCUGGCCCACAAUUCGGUCCAGUUCAGCCCCAGCACGCAGUCCCGCACGCCCCCGGACUCCACCUUCUCGGAGAGCUUUAAGGACGGUUCCCAGGAGGUGUUUUCAUUCCCGGGUGAACUUCAGUUACGUAUGAGCUCCAUGACACCUGAGGACUACACGCACUUUGACACGGUGCCGGGGAAUAAUUUCGAGUACACCCUCGAAGCAUCCAAGUCUCUGCGUCAGAAGACAGGCGACGGGACCAUGACGUAUCUGAACAAGGGUCAGUUUUACCCUAUCACCCUUCGUGAGAUUGACAACAAAGGCCUGCAGCAGCCAAUCACCAAAGUCAGGAGCGUGGUGAUGGUUGUAUUCGGGGAGGAGAAGUGCAGAGAGGACCAGCUCAAACAUUGGAAGUACUGGCACUCAAGACAACACACUGCCAAGCAGAGGUGUCUCGACAUUGCUGACUACAAAGAGAGCUUCAACACGAUUGGCAACAUCGAGGAGAUUUCCUACAAUGCCAUCUCCUUCACAUGGGACACGAAUGAAGAGGCCAAAAUCUUCAUCUCCGUCAAUUGCCUGAGCACGGACUUCUCAUCUCAGAAGGGCGUGAAGGGCCUCCCUCUCAACCUGCAGAUCGACACGUACAGCUACAACAACCGCAGCAACAAGCCCAUCCACCGGGCCUUCUGCCAGAUCAAGGUGUUCUGCGACAAGGGGGCCGAGAGGAAGAUCCGAGACGAGGAGAGGAAGCAGUCCCGCAGGAAAGGCAAGGUGGCCGACCUCAACCAGGGCCUGUCCUUCGUGGAUGUCAAAGUGCCCAUCCUCCAGAAGCGCAACGACGUGACCAUCUUCAAAAUGAUGAAUGAUCUGGAAACCCAGCCUGUGCUCUUCAUACCUGAUAUUCACUUUUCUGCCUUCCAGCGUCAUCCUUUUGCGGCGGAAGAUGGAGAAGACAGCUCCGGCAUGAAGAGGUUGCCCUUCAGCGAUGAGGAGUUCGGGUCACCGCCCAAUAAGGUAGCCAGGGCGGAGGAACCCAAGAAAGUGUUGUUGUACGUACGCAAGGAGACGGAGGAGGUGUUUGACGCUGUCAUGUUAAAGAACCCCACUCUGAAAGGCCUGGUGGACGCUAUUUCAGAGAAGUACGACUUGCCGUUGGACAAGGUUGGAAAAGUGUAUAAGAAGUGCAAGAAAGGGAUUUUGGUGCACAUGGAUGACAACAUCAUCAAACACUACUCCAAUGAAGACACCUUCCAGAUCUCCAUGGAAGAGCUGGGCGGCAUGUACAAGCUCACUCUCACUGAAAUCUGAUUGGACGGAGGAGGAGGAGGAGGAAGGGUUUACACUGUGCAUUGAUGAUGGACUUGUAUCACGUUACAAGGCAAAACAAAAGAAUGGUAUUUAACAAGCCAUAUAGCUCUUAAUGUGCCUUAUUGUCCCAUUGCUUCCAAUGAAUGUCCAAAUAUUUUUGUUUGUCCCCUUUUCUCUUUGUGCGUGUGUUUUAUAUGAUGCUUCUGUGUUGCUGCUAUACCUCAUUCUCCUAUUGCAAAAAAAAAAAAAAGCAGCAGUGUUCCUCAAUAUUGUGAGGAGAAAUAGCUGAUAUUAAUCAAGCCAUAGCACUGAUGAUUACAACCGGUUAUGACGACUAGUUAGUUGUGCAGGUCGUAAACCGACUGCAACAUUAAUGAGAUUAUUAAAAAAAAAAAAAACGUGGCAGUAUUUAGCAUGUAAAAAUCUCCUUUGUACAAUUAGGGUAGACACAUGUACAGGUUUUUAAGAGUAAGACACUUGUUGUUUGAGAGUGAAAUGGCUUCAAUUUCUGACCAAUUGAAAUAAUAGCCUCUAUAGUAUUUUUUAAAUAGAAGGCUAAAAUGCAUCUUCCCCUUGUGAAAGAUUUUUAACGAGCUACAUUACUGGGUUAAUUGGUCGACCAUAGUCGCCAUCUUGUUUUGGAAGUGCAAUAUGAUAGUUGUAUGCAGAGAAAAAAACAUGACAGCAUUAAUAUAUGUAAAUAUCCUUUUAAAAACAUGCUUACAUUUACUCUUCUGAUCCUCUUUGUAUCGCAGUACUUAUUUGUGUAUAUAUUUAUUAAGAGUGGUUGUGGGGUUUUUUGGACUUUAAAUAUUCAGAUGUCUAUCAUUGCUAAUAUAAUGUUUUUUUAUGGAUUUAUUAUGUGUCAAGGGACCAGUGGUUUUUCAUUUUAUUGGAGCCUCUGUUUUUUUUUGUUUUUGUUUUUGUAAGAAUUUCAAUGCACAAAGCAUUCAAUAAAAGCUUGCUUGUG